AAUCAAACUCGUUCAAAUAAAAAUUCCGGGCAUAACUAGGGUUGCCAAGCGAUAGAACUGUGCUCUAUAUAGGGAACUUGCAGACCUCCCCCUUGAUUCAUAGAUGCCAUCGACUUCAAUUUCUUUAUCUUGGAUCCAAGAAAAUAAAGAGUCAUGGCGAACUCUGUCCCGAUCGACCUGUCGGGAGGCCUCGGACCUGACGUACUCGCGUGUACUAUUAUUCAUUGCGUCUUCGCUAUCGUUGCUGUUGCCCUGCGGGCUUGGGUCAGAAUUAAGAGCGGUGCGAUCGGGAAAGAUGACUACUUGAUGUUCAUCGCUCUCAUAGUCUACAUUGCGUGCUGUAUCUUCACAUUUGGCGGGUGUUUUUCGGGCCUAGGCUCAACCGACCAAAUCGUAACGGCGUUCGAUCCCACGGGAAAGACAUAUAAUAACGGAUUAAAAUGGUUCUUCCUCUUCCUAGCAACGUAUAUGGUGUGUCAUCCAUUUAUCAAACUCAGCAUCUGCGUCGCUCUCUUGCGCAUCUCUAGGGCUAAGCGCUUCGUCAUCCCCUUAUGGAUUAUCAUAUUCCUCAGCAUCUUCACAUCCCUCUUGGGGUUGGGAGCUGUAUUGGAUCAAUGUCAUCCCAUUGCCGCUAACUGGGAGCCGUCUGUCGGCGAGUGCACUAAAGGCGUACAGUCUAGCAAAAUAGUUGUUGCGGUUUCGGCAAUAUCCAUCAUUAUUGACUGGUCUUGCGCUAUCCUUCCGGCACUCCUCCUUUGGAAUCUGAAUAUGAGGUUGAAGACUAAGGUCUCCCUUGCCUUCAUCCUCGCCCUUGGUGCAUUAGCUAGCAUUUCUACUUGUAUUCGGUUUCCUUAUAUACGAAAUUUUUCAAGCCCCUAUGAUCACGGCGAUAACCUCCGUCGAGCCGCAAAUAUCACUAUCUGGUCCAUCGUCGAGUGCGGCAUAGGUAUCAUCGCCGGCUCUCUUCCGCCCCUCCAACCACUAUUCAGAAGAUUUGGGUUCGGAAUCGGUGCCACAAGGGUAAAACUAACCGAUGGGAAUAUGCCGAGGGACCACGUAAUGAGCAGCUUCCAUCGCAGAAAUUUCACUCCCACCACCCCUGAGGCCACCGCUCAACGCACCCGUCAUAGUAGCGUGGAUAGGGGUAACUGGUUGGUAACAACGAAAUGCGAGGGAGGUCGACCGCGAGAGGAGUGGUGGGAUCAAUACACAAUGGUCGAUGACGAUGCUACGAGCCAAAAACUCAUUAUUUUAAAGAAUACCCAAAUAGAUAUCGAGUACGGUGCGGCGGAUCCGGCGCCGGCGAUCGGGUCGGAGAGGUAGAGGAAUCGGGUAUGGAUGUUUAUUGGCCGCCGGAUAUAAAUUAUAAUGUGCAUAGACAGGCUUCGCGAUGUACCUAUUGGUCUGGGCAUAAAUCAGGGUCCGGACACGCGAUUGGUUACGUGCUUACUGAUGAUAUAUGCAUGCUGGAGUUAUGAACAGGUUUCAGUCUUUUGGUUACCAUUUAAUUCUAGUGAUCGCUUGCUCAAACGGGUAGAGAGCAUGUGUAUAAUUCCAGCCUCGGUACCUUU
Messenger RNA from Hypoxylon trugodes, 1571 nucleotides. RefSeq lists its product as uncharacterized. NCBI's taxonomy places the organism in Eukaryota, Fungi, Ascomycota, Sordariomycetes, Xylariales, Hypoxylaceae. The transcript has 5 exons. The record is from RefSeq and is a predicted model, not a curated record. Bases 154 to 1323 code for a protein of 389 amino acids.